Molecule: messenger RNA, 2756 nt
Organism: Ailuropoda melanoleuca (giant panda)
Lineage: Eukaryota; Metazoa; Chordata; Mammalia; Carnivora; Ursidae
Gene: FLT3
Product: fms related receptor tyrosine kinase 3
Exons: 20
Coding region: 38-2494 (818 amino acids)
Biological process (GO): B cell differentiation; positive regulation of kinase activity; multicellular organism development
Cellular component (GO): plasma membrane; signaling receptor complex
Molecular function (GO): transmembrane receptor protein tyrosine kinase activity; growth factor binding; ATP binding
Source: RefSeq, a predicted model, not a curated record
ACUGCUUUACACAUUAAGGAGACCUUACUUCAGAAAAAUGGAAAAUCAGGACGCCCUGGUCUGCAUAUCUGAGAGUAUUCCAGAACCGACCGUGGAAUGGGUGUUCUGCGAUUCACAGAGUGAAAGCUGUAAAGGGGAGAGUCCCGCUGUUGUUACAAAGGAGGAAAGCGUGCUUCGUGAGCUGUUUGGAACAGACAUAAGGUGCUGUGCAAGAAACGAGCUGGGCAGGGAGUGUACCAAGCUGUUCACAAUAGAUCUAAAUCAAACGCCUCAGACCACACCGCCACAGUUAUUUCUGAAAGUAGGGGAACCCUUGUGGAUAAGGUGCAAAGCCGUUCAUGUAAACCACGGAUUCGGACUCAGCUGGGAGCUAGAAAAUAAAGCCCUGGAAGAGGGCAGCUACUUCGAGAUGAGUACCUAUUCCACAAACAGAACCAUGAUACGGAUCCUGUUUGCUUUCGUAUCAUCCGUGGGAAGGAACGACACCGGCUAUUACACCUGUUCCUCCUCAGAGCAUCCCAGUAAAUCAGCUCUGGUUACCAUCCUAGAAAAGGGAUUUAUAAAUGCUUCCAAAUCAAGUGAAGAUUAUGAGAUUGACCAGUAUGAAGAGUUUUGUUUUUCUGUCAGGUUUAAAGCAUACCCACAAAUCAGAUGUACAUGGACCUUCUCUCGAAAAUCGUUUCCUUGUGAGCAGAGUGGCCUUGAUGAUGGGUACAGCAUAUCUAAGUUUUGCAACCAUAAACACCAGCCAGGAGAAUAUAUAUUCCAUGCAGAAAAUGAUGAUGCCGAAUUCACAAAGAUGUUCACGCUGAACAUAAGAAGGAAGCCUCAGGUGCUAGCCGAGACGUCAGCAAGUCAGGCUUCAUGUUCCUCUGACGGCUACCCCUUACCAUCUUGGACCUGGAAGAAGUGUUCAGACAAGUCUUCCAACUGCACAGAGGAGAUCACAGAAGGAAUCUGGAAUAUAAAGGCUAACAGAAAAGUGUUCGGCCAGUGGGUAUCGAGCAGCACCCUUAACAUGAGUGAGGCCAUGAAAGGAUUCCUGGUGAAGUGUUGUGCCUACAAUUCCCUUGGCACAUCUUGUGAAACAAUCCUUUUAAACUCGUCAGGGCCCUUCCCUUUCAUCCAAGACAACAUCUCCUUCUAUGCAACAGUCGGGCUUUGUCUUCCCUUCAUUGCCAUUCUAACCUUGCUAAUUUGUCACAAGUACAAAAAGCAAUUUAGGUAUGAGAGCCAGCUGCAAAUGGUACAGGUGACUGGCUCUUUGGAUAAUGAGUACUUCUACAUUGAUUUCAGAGAAUAUGAAUAUGAUCUCAAAUGGGAGUUUCCAAGAGAAAAUUUAGAAUUUGGAAAAGUACUAGGAUCAGGUGCUUUCGGAAAAGUGAUGAAUGCAACAGCUUAUGGAAUUAGUAAAACAGGAGUCUCGAUCCAGGUGGCAGUCAAAAUGCUGAAAGAAAAGGCAGACAGUUCUGAAAGAGAGGCUCUCAUGUCUGAACUCAAAAUGAUGACUCACCUGGGAAACCACGAGAAUAUCGUGAAUCUGCUGGGGGCAUGCACACUGUCAGGACCAAUUUACUUGAUUUUUGAAUAUUGUUGCUAUGGUGAUCUUCUCAACUAUCUAAGAAAUAAAAGAGAAAAAUUUCACAGGACAUGGACAGAGAUUUUCAAGGAACACAAUUUCAGUUUUUACCCCACUUUCCAAUCACAACCAAAUUCCAGUAUGCCUGGUUCAAGAGAAGUUCAGAUACACCAGGACUUGGAUCAUAUCUCAGGGUUCAAUGGGAAUUCAUUUCAAUCCGAAGAUGAAAUUGAAUAUGAAAACCAAAAAAGGCUGGAAGAAGAAGAGGACUUGAAUGUGCUGACAUUUGAAGACCUUCUUUGCUUUGCCUAUCAAGUUGCCAAAGGAAUGGAAUUUCUGGAAUUUAAGUCGUGUGUUCACAGAGACCUGGCAGCCAGGAACGUGCUCGUGACCCACGGGAAAGUGGUGAAGAUUUGCGAUUUCGGACUGGCCCGGGAUAUCAGGAAUGACUCCAACUAUGUUGUCAGGGGCAACGCUCGUCUGCCCGUAAAGUGGAUGGCCCCUGAGAGCUUAUUUGAGGGGAUCUACACCAUAAAGAGUGACGUCUGGUCGUAUGGAAUAUUACUCUGGGAAAUAUUCUCGCUUGGUGUCAAUCCGUACCCUGGUAUUCCGGUUGAUGCUAAUUUCUAUAAACUCAUUCAAAGCGGAUUUAAGAUGGAUCAGCCGUUUUAUGCUACGGAAGAAAUAUACUUUAUAAUGCAAUCCUGCUGGGCUUUUGACUCAAGGAAACGGCCGUCCUUCCCCAAUCUAACUUCAUUUUUGGGAUGUCAGCUGGCAGACGCCGAAGAAGCGAUGUAUCAGAACAUGGAUGGCCACGUCUCAGACCGUCCUUCCGGCUACCAGAACAGGCGACCUUACAGUAGAGAGGUGGAUUCCGGGCUCCUGGCUCCCCAGGGUCAUGGCGAAGACUCCUAGAGAAACAGUUUAGUCUUAAGGACAUCCUCCCUCUGACCCCCACCUUAAACAGGCUAUAGAUUACCAAAACAGGAUUCAUUUCAUCACCAAAAGAAAGUAUAUUCUGCUGCUUUGCUGGACUUUUCUCUAGAAGCUCUCUGUAUCUACUCUUGUUUUCAAAGGAACUUUUGUACAAACAAAUCAUCCUUUGCACAAGGCAGGAAGAGCUGAUAAUUAACUUUACUGAAGCAUCUGCCUACAUCCAAAGGCCUUCUCGGGCUGG